Molecule: messenger RNA, 1068 nt
Organism: Microbotryum saponariae
Lineage: Eukaryota; Fungi; Basidiomycota; Microbotryomycetes; Microbotryales; Microbotryaceae
Source: the annotation of a GenBank genome assembly
AUGUUAUCCCUCUGGAGCGCCGCUCGCCAAUUGCUCUACUUCACCAUCGCGAUUCUGCUCGCCUGGACCACCAUUUUCUCUGCUUCGUAAGUGCUGGGCCAUUCUCAACGUCUCCUUUGGUUCACAAGUGUGGCGAUGUUCAUGGCUCGAAAUUUACGUCAUGCCUCCAUGCCCGAACUAACACAUGACUCUAAACACCGCGCUGUUCAUCUUGCUUGUGACCCUUCAGCUUCAUUGGCAGGAGCGAAGCCGUGUUCGGCUAUCACUGGAACUCGGCUUCGCUCUUGUUGUCGUCAUCCGUGAUCGGUAACAUCUUCAUCGCCUUGUAAGAGCGCCCUGAAUGUAGUUUCGCGUACUUCCGGUACUAAUCCUCAAGUUCUGCUUCUGCUGUACAGGCACUUUGUCGUUCACGCGAACAACAACGAAUCCUUUAGCGCUUCGCUGUUCUUUGAAGUGAGUUCCUAGCCAUUGUGCUUGAACUUGAUUCAAAGGCGGGUUUAUUGACAAGCCCAAGUUAUGACUUGGAUUAGACGCUUGGCGUUUGGAUUCUUUGGGUCCUUUUCCUCGGUAAGCAGAUCCUCACUCGCCCUCUCGGCGUCUUCAGCUGUGCUAAAACCAUCUACCGUUGUUGAGCGUAGUCGGCGCCUCGGACCUCUCUGGUGACUUUCCUUCCGGAUCUGUCUGCAUUCGUCACAUCUGUGCUUUCGCUCGUCUCACAUUGGUAAGCAUGAUUCCAGCCUUUCUAUCAUUUUCUCCUCUUUGGGUAGCACUAACCAGACAAGUAUGGCUCUCCCUUCUCAGGCGUUCGCGUGGGUCACCUGGUUCAUGCUCAGCUGGCUACUCUUCAACCUUUUCGUGGCGGGCAUCACCCAUGGCGUGAGGAUCGAGAACCACACCGCGGCAUGGAGGGCACCUUACAAGGUCUACCUUAGAGGGAGCGACCCAGAACAACUCACCCCGAACGAAGCUCCUACGCCCUUGUCCGUGAGCGCCCCUCUGGAAGCUGGUCAACCCGCCGCCGCCGCUAUCGCCCACCCGACUGCACCGAUCCCCAUGACCGAAGUCUGA